Messenger RNA from Polychytrium aggregatum, 798 nucleotides. RefSeq lists its product as uncharacterized. The transcript has 3 exons. The record is from RefSeq and is a predicted model, not a curated record. The coding region runs from base 141 to 680 and encodes 179 amino acids. Lineage: Eukaryota; Fungi; Chytridiomycota; Chytridiomycetes; Polychytriales.
UGAAUUCCAGAUCUUGACAUGUCCUGAUGCCGAUGCAGCUGCAAAUACAAGUGCCGAUGCCGAUACAGAUGGCGUCGCUGCGGCUAUGGCUGCGUCUAUGAGUGCGUCUGCUCUCGGUGACCACCCGCAGGAGAUCCGGCAUGCACGCACGAUCGCGGGGCGGCCUCCUUGGCCGACUCGGCACAUCCACCGGCACCGCAGACAUGUCCCAGAUCGACUCGCCGUGGCCUUCGUUGGCGGCUCUCCUUCGUCGCUGUCCGUCUUCUCGCCCUCGCCGCCCUCGCCGCUCGCAGGGCCUCCGCCGCUCCUAUCACAGCGGACAACCCUCUGUCCUCGUGCCUCCCCAAUCAGACAAUAGCCGCUGCCGGCCGAUUCGGUUUGCUGGGCUGAUCAACAGGAUCAGUCUGCGACCGCUGUCGUCCGGGGUCUCACACAGACCGAUCGCAGCAACAACAAGCAGACCCAAAGCCUGCCGGUCGCCAGCCUCUCUCUGCCCCUCUCCUCUGCGGCUGUUUGCCGGCUCUCCACACUGUAGGCGGCUGCCAGGGGCAUUAAAUCCAAACAAAGGGUGGCUAUCCUCAUUAAAGACGAUGCCUCGAUUAUUCCGCUGCAGCCUUCUCCUCCUGCUAUCCCUCCUCCUUCUGUUCGGGCUUCCUUUAUAUACCAAGUGGCUUCUGUGACGCUACCACAAGACUCUUGGUGAAAAAUCCUGCCAAGAAGCUCAUCUGCGAAAGGGAGAGGCGUGCGCGAGGACCGACACCGUUCGAAGAAGCACUCCUGCCACAUCCCUGGCUCACA